AUGGUCAUAUUAAAAUUAAUCCAGAAAGAGUUUAAUCAUGAUGCUCAAAUUAUAUUCAUAUGGAAAUUACAAAAACUUACUCAUAUAUUAGAAUAUACAGAUAUAUUAAAGAAAUUACAUGAAUUAAAUAAUUUCAAAUAUCAAGAUUAUAUAAUUGAAUGGAAUCAUAAUCAUAAUAUGUAUCAAAUUACAAAUACAGAAGAGUUAAAAAAUGCACUGAAAGAAUUAUAUCGUAAAUAUAUAAAAGAUCGAUGUAUCCGAUUUCAUAUUACACCAUUAUCUUAUUAUCAUGAAUAUGAACCACCGCCACCGUAUGAAAUUCCUUCUUCUUCUUCGUCUUCAUUAUUAUAG
Messenger RNA from Schistosoma rodhaini, 351 nucleotides. The record is from the annotation of a GenBank genome assembly. Lineage: Eukaryota; Metazoa; Platyhelminthes; Trematoda; Strigeidida; Schistosomatidae.